CCGCCGCGGGCAGAGGCGGCAUGGCCGGGCCUCAGCUGCAGCAGCCGAGCUUCCUGCUGGCCACUCUGAAGGCAGACAGUGUAAACAAACCGUUUGUUCAGAGGUGCCACGACCUGGAGACGGUCAUUGAGGAGUUUCCCGCCAAGGAACUCCAUGGCAUCUUCCCAUGGCUGGUGGAGAGCAUUUUUGGUAGCCUGGAUGGUGUCAUUGUGGGCUGGAAUCUUCGCUGUUUGCAAGGGAGAACGAAUCCUACCGAGUAUUCCGCGGCUUUGGAUUUCCUGGAUCCCAGUGGCCCCAUGAUGAAGCUGGUUUACAAACUCCAAGCAGAAGAGUACAGAUAUGAUUUCCCAGUCUCAUAUCUUCCAGGCCCUGUGAAGGCUUCCAUACAAGAACAAGUCCUCCCAGAAUGCUCUUUAUACCACAACAAAGUCCAGUUCCCUUCAUCUGGUGGUUUGGGGUUGAAUUUGGCUCUGAAUCCCUUUGAAUAUUACAUGUUUUACUUUGCCAUUAGCUUGAUUACACAGAAGAGCUCAGCUGUCACCCACCACGUCAGUCCUUCCAACAGUGCUUAUUUCAUCUUGGUGGACACAUACCUGAAGUGUUUCCUGCCCACAGAAGGAAGUGUUCUUCCUCCCCCUUCCUCAAACCCUGGGGGAGCCAUCCCUUCCCCAGCUCCCAGGUCUCCAGCAGUGCCUUUCACUUCCUAUGGGAUGCACCACACCAGCUUGCUGAAGAGGCACAUUGCCCACCAGCCCUCUGUGAAUGCUGACCCUGCUUCCCAGGAGAUCUGGAGAUCAGAAACACUGCUUCAGAUCUUUGUUGAGAUGUGGCUUCACCAUUAUUCCCUGGAAAUGUACCAGAAAAUGCAGUCCCCUCAUGUCAAGCUGGAGGUUCUCCACUACCGACUCAGUAUCUCCAGUAAGCACCACGGUAGUCCUGCCCAACCCAGCUACCAGGCCCUCCAAGCAUACCAAGAGGCCUUCAAGCCCACUGAGGAGCACGUGCUGGUGGUGAGACUGCUUGUGAAACACCUGCAUGCUUUCAGCAACAGCCUGAAACCAGAACCUCUCUCCCCUUCAGCCCACUCCCACACAGCCAGCCCACUAGAGGAGUUUAAAAGGGUUGUCAUUCCUCGCUUUGUCCAGGAGAAGCUUUACACCUUCCUGCAGCACUGCUUUGGGCACUGGCCUCUGGAUGCCUCUUUCAGAGCAGUUCUUGAGAUGUGGUUAAGUUACUUGCAGCCUUGGAGGUAUGCUCCAGAAAAGCCACCCCAGAGUGCAGAGUCCUUGCCUCGCAGCGUGUCGGAGAAAUGGGCUGCCUUCAUUCAGGAAAACCUGCUCAUGUACACCAAGCUGUUUGUGGGAUUCCUGAACAGAGCUCUUCGAACGGACUUGGUCAGCCCCAAAAACGCUCUGAUGGUGUUCCGAGUCGCCAAGGUCUUUGCUCAGCCCAACCUUGCUGAAAUGAUCCUGAAAGGAGAGCAGCUGUUUCUGGAGCCAGAGCUCGUGAUUCCCCAUCGUCAACACCGGCUCUUCAUGACCUCCUCCUUUGGUGGGAGCUUCCUCUCCUCGUGGCCUCCCACUAUCACAGAUGCCUCCUUCAAGGUGAAGAGCCAUGUCUACAGCCUGGAAGGGCAGGACUUCCAGUACAAGCAGAUGUUUGGCACAGAAGUCAGGAAUCUGGUGUUAAAACUGGCUCAGUUAAUCUGUCAGGCACAGCAGACGGCCAAGUCCAUCUCAGACCAUUCUGCAGAGACCAUGGGAGCCCAUUCCUUCUUCUCAUGGUUUAGGCUCACACCAUCAGAGAUGAAUGGUUCCUACACAGGCAAUGACCUGGAUGAAAUGGGGCAAGACAGCAUCAAAAAAACAGAUGAGUAUUUAGAGAAGGCACUGGAAUACUUAUGCCAAAUCUUUAAGCUGAAUGAGGCCCAGCUGACCCAGAUGAUGCUGAAGUGUGGGGCAGCCCAAGAUGAGAAUGGGAAAAAGCAGCUCCCAGACUGCAUUGAAAGCGAGGACGGCCUGGUUCUCACCCAGCUCGGCAGGUACCAGAUCAUAAACGGCCUGCGCAGGUUCGAGGUGCAGUACCAGGGGGACACCGAGCUGCAGCCCAUCCGCAGCUACGAGAGCGCCACCCUGGUGCGGCUCCUGUUCCGCCUCUCCUCGCUGCUCAACCAGAGGUUUGCUGCUCAGCUGGAGGUGCUCUGCUCCAGGGAAGAUUUUGUUGGCAGACUCUCUCGCUAUCAUCUCAUCAACCCCCAGCUCACACAGAGAACCAGGUGCAGCCCUGUGGUGAAGGACAGAGCAAGCCAGAACUUGGGACCAAGGAUCAGCCUGAGGUUUCUGGCUAGCUACAGGACUCUCACUUCCUUGCUGCUGCUCUACUGCCUUGCAUCCUGGUUCUGCAUCGGGCCAGUGGGCUGCACAUUCAUUAUCCUGGUCAGCUACUGCCUCUAUGCUGUGAUAAUGACUCUCUUCUCUGACCACUGCAGACCACAUGAACACUGAGUUCCUGCUCUCCUGGAUUCCACUUGUGAAAA
Messenger RNA from Dryobates pubescens (Downy woodpecker), 2536 nucleotides. RefSeq names its product sphingomyelin phosphodiesterase 4 (gene SMPD4). The transcript has 19 exons. The coding region runs from base 21 to 2504 and encodes 827 amino acids. Lineage: Eukaryota; Metazoa; Chordata; Aves; Piciformes; Picidae. Gene Ontology annotation, molecular function: sphingomyelin phosphodiesterase D activity. Gene Ontology annotation, biological process: sphingomyelin catabolic process; ceramide biosynthetic process; glycerophospholipid catabolic process. The record is from RefSeq and is a predicted model, not a curated record.